Neocloeon triangulifer is the source of this 897-nucleotide messenger RNA. RefSeq lists its product as uncharacterized. Lineage: Eukaryota; Metazoa; Arthropoda; Insecta; Ephemeroptera; Baetidae. Bases 161 to 565 code for a protein of 134 amino acids. The transcript is spliced from 3 exons. Gene Ontology annotation, cellular component: extracellular region. The record is from RefSeq and is a predicted model, not a curated record. Gene Ontology annotation, molecular function: hormone activity.
CACCACUCGGCGAGGAGGUGUCUUGUACAGGUAGAAGGGAAAGAGGGUACGCAGCGAAGAGGGUAUAAACGCCAGAUCAAUCCAAGCUGGUGCUCUGUCUGACCUGCAAGCGCCUCUCGAGCCACCUCUCACCACCUUUGCCACUAACCUGCAGAGGCACAUGCAUACUGCGGCGGCGUUGUUAUUCCUGAUGAUGGGCAUGAUCGCGCCGUUCUCGUGCAAAAUCGGCGUAUUGCCCAGCUCCAUCCCCAAAGACGAUUUCUACGACCUGCCAGACAAUGUGUAUAUCGGCCCAGGUGGUGAGAUCACCGUCAGACCGGACAGACCGAAGCAUUUCAUCACGGCGGACGAGCUCAAGUUGUAUCUGGACCAGCUGCGGACUUAUUACGCUAUGGCCGGAAGACCAAGAUUUGGGAAACGGGAUCCUGUCGUUGCUGUGCAGCACCACACAGUGACGGCGGGAAAGUCGAGAGAAAUGCACCACCUGGCCCUUCCGGAGGACGACUAUGGCGAUCCAGCGGGAGAGCCCUUUCGGAGGGACCCUGCUAACAAUGACGACGCUUAAACAGCAACAGCGCACGACCCUGGCCAAGUUUCGCUACUUCCUCUCUGCUCACUGAUCUCGUGCGCGUUCGCCUGAACGGACUGCACGCAAAAAUAAAAAUGUUGUGUCUAAUAGUGUGUUACGUUUCAAGCAAUCUACAAUGGAAAAUGAUCAAAAAAAGAUAAGUGAUUUUUCAUUUUGUUGCGCAGAAUUUGCGAUCUUUCGAAAAAAAAAAUCUUUAACUAUAAUCACGACUUAGAAAUACUUACAUAAUAAUAAAGUAAUAAAACUGGUGUGCAUGACUGUGAGUUUAAGCGGAGCAAAUAAAAACUCAAACGAGAUACUUUCAGAUA